Condylura cristata (star-nosed mole) is the source of this 2146-nucleotide messenger RNA. It is a transcript of the gene EI24, whose product is annotated as etoposide induced 2.4. NCBI's taxonomy places the organism in Eukaryota, Metazoa, Chordata, Mammalia, Eulipotyphla, Talpidae. Bases 257 to 1279 code for a protein of 340 amino acids. Gene Ontology annotation, biological process: macroautophagy. The transcript has 11 exons. Gene Ontology annotation, cellular component: endoplasmic reticulum. The record is from RefSeq and is a predicted model, not a curated record.
CCUCGUUGCAAAGCAUGAGUAGAAAGAAGUCCUGACUGAGGAUUAGAGCACCACCAGGGGUUUGAAGUUCGCUGGAGCCUUUCAUUGGGGCAAUCUUGGGCUAGCCAUUUAACUUCGGAGACUCAGUUCCUCCAUCUGUAAAUGAUGUGAACCAGAAUGCAUCUUGAUUUUCUUCCAGCCCACUUAUCCUUCAUGAUGAAAGUUCUGGGGGCACUCCUCUCUCCUCUGUGUAAUUGGUAGCUUGGGUGGGGAAGAGAUGGCUGACAGUGUCAAAACCUUUCUGCAGGACCUUGCCAGGGGAAUCAAAGACUCGGUCUGGGGAAUUUGUACCAUCUCAAAACUAGAUGCUCGAAUUCAGCAAAAGAGAGAAGAGCAGCGUCGAAGAAGGGCAAGCAGUGUCCUGGCACAGAGGAGAGCCCAGAGCAUAGAGAGGAAGCAGGAAAGUGAGCCCCGUAUUGUUAGUAGGAUUUUCCAGUGUUGUGCUUGGAAUGGUGGAGUGUUCUGGUUCAGUCUGCUCCUGUUUUAUCGAGUGUUUAUUCCUGCACUUCAGUCUGUCACAGCCCAAAUUAUUGGUGACCCAGCACUACAUGGAGAUGUCUGGUCUUGGCUGGAAUUCUUCCUUACGUCAGUUUUCAGUGCCCUCUGGGUGCUCCCCCUCUUUGUGCUUAGCAAAGUCGUGAAUGCGAUCUGGUUUCAAGACAUAGCUGAUCUGGCAUUUGAGGUGUCAGGGAGGAAGCCUCACCCAUUCCCUAGUGUCAGCAAAAUAAUUGCUGACAUGCUCUUCAACCUUUUGCUGCAGGCGCUUUUCCUCAUCCAGGGAAUGUUUGUGAGUCUCUUUCCCAUCCAUCUCGUUGGGCAGCUGGUUAGUCUUCUCCAUAUGUCCCUUCUCUACUCGCUAUACUGUUUCGAAUAUCGUUGGUUCAAUAAAGGAAUUGAAAUGCACCAGCGGUUGUCAAACAUAGAAAGGAAUUGGCCUUACUACUUUGGAUUUGGUUUGCCCUUGGCUUUCCUCACAGCAAUGCAGUCCUCAUACAUUAUCAGUGGCUGCCUGUUCUCUAUCCUCUUCCCUUUAUUCAUUAUCAGCGCCAAUGAAGCAAAGACCCCUGGCAAAGCGUACCUUUUUCAGUUGCGCCUAUUCUCCUUGGUGGUUUUCUUAAGCAACAGACUCUUCCACAAGACGGUGUACCUGCAGUCUACCCUGAGUAGCUCAACCUCUACUGAGAAGUUCCCUUCACCACACCCGUCUCCUGCCAAAUCGAAGGCUGCCGCAGGCCACUGAGUUGCCUGCCGUCCAGAAGGGAAGGGUGGGAUUGGAAGGAGGCUGUGGCAGCUCUACUCCUGUUCUCCUCCCCCACCAGGGAAGGCAGGACCCACUCUGCCAAGGGCCUACUGCGUAUUCCCUUCUCUGAGGAAUUGGAAUUUUUUGUCUCUGGUGCAUGUAAGGCAGAAUCUUCCUGACACCAGUAUGUGGAUUUUUAAUACCAGUGAGUCUAAAAGGACCACAGGUUUUUCUGCAGCUCUUUUCUAGCACUUGCCAGCCCCCGUGCCUGGACUGAUUUGAUUACUUUGUUUUUCUCCCUGUGCCAUUUACCCUCCAGACUACCCCUUCCUGCCUUCCACCACCCUUGGAUGAAUGGAUUUUAUAAUUCUAGCUGUUGUAUUUUGUGGAUUUGUUAUUUUUGUUGUUUUUCUGUGAAGCACAUAUAUUGGAUAUGGGAGGUACAGGAGUAGUUCAGUUGCUCCUGGUCGCUCCCUUUAUAGCCAUCACUGUCUUGUUUCUUGUAACUCAGGUUAGAUUUUGGUCUCUCUUGGUCCACUGCAAAAAAUAAGCCUGAAAAGAUGGGACAGGAGGAAAGACCUCACAGCCAGAUCUGCUAGGUUUUGAGGACUGAUUAUUUUUCUUCCUCUUGAAGGGGAAUAAAGCUUUUUUCACUGGUAUAUUUUAAAGUUCCCCAGCUAUAGGGAAGUACCAUUUUUUGGACAAGUGCCACUGUAAAACAGAAUGCUCAGAGAACCUGAACUUGUGAACUCUGGAGGUCUGGAUUCACUGUUGGCCACUGCCAGGUCUGUCUGGUAUUUCAAAGGGAUAUGGGUGCUGCACAUAGCAACUGAAGGGGUAAACUUAUUAAACCCAUUAAACCUGUGA